AUGACUACCACACCAUAUCACGACGAAACAGACCAGAUCGUCAAUCAAUUAGCCACCCUUGCAGCUACCGUGAGCAACACAUCAAGCAACAGCGCCCCAUCAUCGACUGCUGCCUCCAUAGCAGAGCCCCAACCGGCAGCACCCAAACCUAAACUAGAACAACCAGAAGAAGAAGAAGAAACAUUCUACCAUCUUCGCAGUCUGAUAACAGUCUCCUGCUUGCCACAGCAUACAUCAGGCCAUACACAAACCCCCUCAACCUCAACACUAAGCUCUAAAUCAGGGAAACGCAAAAGUCAAAUCUUUGAUCGGAAGAGAGCCUCAUCAAUUUUGAGUUUACAUCUUGGUGAUCUGCCGAGCUUGCCGUUUUCCUCGAAAGGGAAAGUCAAAGGGAAAGUCUCGCGCAAGCCUUGUCCGAGAUACAGUCCUCUUCCUCCGCCAUUUGUGCAGAAGAAGCUUGCUAUUCGGCCUGAGGUGCGUUUCUAG
This is a messenger RNA of Penicillium verrucosum, 486 nucleotides long. RefSeq lists its product as uncharacterized. The transcript has a single exon. The record is from RefSeq and is a predicted model, not a curated record. NCBI's taxonomy places the organism in Eukaryota, Fungi, Ascomycota, Eurotiomycetes, Eurotiales, Aspergillaceae. The coding region runs from base 1 to 486 and encodes 161 amino acids.